This is a messenger RNA of Closterium sp. Naga37s-1, 396 nucleotides long. The record is from the annotation of a GenBank genome assembly. NCBI's taxonomy places the organism in Eukaryota, Viridiplantae, Streptophyta, Zygnematophyceae, Desmidiales, Closteriaceae.
AUGAUCGUUACCGCACUAGUACCCGUUUACGACUUUCGAGAUUUAAGCUACGACCGCACGCAGAAGCCCUUCACCCUCUCAACCUUCCCAAUGCGCGUGUCGCGCCGCUGCAUCUCUCGAGCUUCCUUUCCUGCCCGGAGGCAGUGGCAGGCGCAGCUGCGCGGAUGGAGCAAGGGGGGGGACUGCGCGCAGGUGGAGGGCGUGCGCUGCAACGCAGCUGGGUUUAUCGUCUUCCUGUGCGCCCUGCACGCCUUCCCCCGCCCUCUUCCCCUCCCCGCUCUCCCUCUCCCCGCCCCCUCAUUCCCCACCUCCUCUCUCCCCGCCCCCUCUCUCCCCGCCCCCUCUGUCCCCGUCCCCUCUCCAUCUGCUUUCCCCCUUUUUUGGGCGGAAAUCUGA